Penicillium antarcticum is the source of this 1593-nucleotide messenger RNA. RefSeq names its product H3 histone acetyltransferase RTT109. The record is from RefSeq and is a predicted model, not a curated record. Gene Ontology annotation, biological process: DNA damage response. Gene Ontology annotation, cellular component: nucleus. Lineage: Eukaryota; Fungi; Ascomycota; Eurotiomycetes; Eurotiales; Aspergillaceae. The coding region runs from base 1 to 1593 and encodes 530 amino acids. Gene Ontology annotation, molecular function: histone H3K56 acetyltransferase activity. The transcript has a single exon.
AUGGUCUCAGAUCUGGCAGAUCUCUUGGCUAAGGUGCUCCCCACCGGGGUUGAGAUCACCGUUCGCCAUGUCUCGUCAACACCAACACCAUGCGAAGCUCUCUUCGCAGCUGCCCCGGGCCAGCCGUCUGAGCCAACAUUCUGCGAGAACCACUUCCUCUCGGUGUCAAUUGACUCCAAGGAUGAAGGGGAAAUCAUCAUUUUUGGCAUGGAAGUGAUGGUCUAUAAUACGGCCCACUUGACCGUCAUCUUCGUCUCAAAGGCUGAUUCGACAGGCCUCCUGCAUCUGCUCAAAUUUCCGCGUAAGGUCUCAGUCUUGAGACUGGUUUCAAGCACUUUCCUCUCAUAUCUAGCGAAAACGCGGCAGCGGCCCGGGGUGCGCCUAGUUGUGUCCCUCUUCGCCCGCGCGCAGAACCAGUACUUGUUCCCGGGCAGUAUCGAAAAUCCCGAGAAACAUGUCCUGGACGACCGCGGCCUUAUCAAAUGGUGGUGUCGUGCCGUAGACCCGAUUCUACGCGAGCAUGAGCCUGAGUCUGCCGUCCAGGAGACGACAACGAUGGACCAAGCUGUCGAGGCGGCGAAGGCCUCUGCCACCGCGUACCUCAUCGUUCCAAGCUGCGAUCGUUUUGAAACGCGUAACUUCUUCCCGCCUACAGCCAAAUCCGACGCGCAGGAUCGACCGCGAUGGCUCAAUAGCUACCCUUUGAAACAGCUGUAUCAUGACCCCUCGGCUCCUCCUCGAUGUUUGGUUCCCCGUUUUCCUGACGAUCCUAAGACUCGCUUCCUUCUUGAUCUAGAUGGCGAGCUUCCUGAACAAGAGAAGGGCCAAUCUGCUCCUCCUAAUGACGGAAGAUGGCGAAGUGUCAGAUCCCUGGACCAGUUUUGGGAGAUGAUGUCUUUCCGCCAGGAGUGCUCUGCCGGUCGUUUGGUUGGCUUCUUGUGGCUCGUCAUCAAUCCUCCUGGCUUGAUGAACUCAACUUCGAUGGAAAGCCGGGCCCGUGCCACUGAGCCUGGUCAAGUGCCCAGUGGCUCAGAUGUGCCUGCGGCGACGACAGAAGACAAAUCGCAAGCUGAACCCAGCAAGAACAAUGAGCCGGAUGCAUCAACAUCGGUAACAGAUGCCAAACUUGCCGAAAAUUCCAUUGAACUUCCUCGAGACGAUGCAUCGAACGACCUCAAUCCUUUCGACUGGCCGGAGGCCGGGCGUGGACACGUUGUCCUCAGCGAAGCAGACUACAAGAAGAUGAUGGACUCCGUUCUAGAUCAUUUCUACGACGAGAAAGAAGUCCUCGCUAGCACAAAAAUAUACGUCGACCAGGUUGCUUCGCUCGCAGAUGAGCUUACAUGGGGCAAGAAGCUCAUCGGCAGCAAUACCGCUAGCAGUGAUGUACCUCAGCCGACAGAGGGCAGCACCAACAACAUCCUCGAUCUUGGAUUGAUGCGUAAGCGCAAGAAGUCCGAGGGUGAAGGCAGCAAUCCAGCUGUCAAUAUCCAAGAAACCAGUAGAUCAAGCGACACGUUCCCAGUUCCAUCGCAAUCGGCUCCUGUGAAUGUGCUUAAUGCCACAUUGGUUCGCAAGAAGAAGAAAACUUGA